Myxocyprinus asiaticus (Chinese sucker) is the source of this 919-nucleotide messenger RNA. It is a transcript of the gene dynlrb1, whose product is annotated as dynein, light chain, roadblock-type 1. Gene Ontology annotation, molecular function: dynein intermediate chain binding. Gene Ontology annotation, cellular component: centrosome; cytoplasmic dynein complex; cytoplasm. The coding region runs from base 199 to 564 and encodes 121 amino acids. Gene Ontology annotation, biological process: microtubule-based movement. The record is from RefSeq and is a predicted model, not a curated record. NCBI's taxonomy places the organism in Eukaryota, Metazoa, Chordata, Actinopteri, Cypriniformes, Catostomidae. The transcript is spliced from 5 exons.
AAAAGUCCUUACAUCAACACAACAGCUUCUUCUUUCGCCGCUUGCUGAAUCUUCCAUAGCAACGAAAACACCGACUUUUUUGUACGAUGUUUCGCGGUUUUGUGAGCUGACAUUGACUGUGCAGGGCGUUGUCAUGUAUGAGACUUGGCCUACAGUUAGCUCUCUCCAGCUGCGGCAUAGAAUACAAAUAAUAAACAAAUGCAAAAAAAUAUGAUCCUUUGUCAGCAGACAAAUAUCAGUAGGGAUUUCAAAGAGCUCCGAUGCAGAAAGAAAGAGGCAGAGGUUGAGGAGACACUUAAGAGAAUCCAGAGCCAGAAAGGAGUGCAAGGAAUCAUCAUUGUUAAUGCAGAAGGCAUCCCUAUCAAAAGCACCCUUGAUAACUUGAGCACUGUACAAUAUGCUGCCAAUAUCCAGCAGCUGCUAAUGAAGGCACGGAGCAUGGUGAGAGACAUUGACCCUCAGAAUGACCUCACUUUUCUCAGGGUUCGCUCAAAGAAGAAUGAGAUCAUGAUUGCUCCAGACAAGGACUAUUUCCUGAUUGUCAUUCAGAAUCCUACAGAGUAGUACUAAAUCAUCAUAGUAGUGUUGCCAUAGUAAUGUCUUUUUUAAUUAAUUGCCAAAAGUGUUUUGCUUUUAAUAUAUUCCAGAAAAGUGAAGUUUAUAUUGUAACACAUAGUUACUAGAAAGUAAAAUAAGUGGAUGAAUUUGGUUUACUGUAUUAGUUCCAUAUUUAAUAUUAUUCUCUUUGUACUGCUCUUGUUUAUCAUAGCAAUAAUGUUUUUUUUUCUUAAUUUAUUGUUCUUUCAUAUUCUCCCUGCAAGAAAUCUAGUUGUUCUUCAUCUAUAUGCUUCAAUGUGACACUAUGAAAUGCCUUAACUACUUCUGUGUGCAAGAAUGGACAAUAAAAAAGUGAAGCAUU